ACUAUGAAGUGGUUUCUGUUCUUCGUACUGGCCAUUGGCCUGGGUUUAUGUUCAUCCACGGUGAAUUCGGUUUCCGGUUACAACUACUACCGAUUGCCGACUGCUUUGAGGCCCCAAAAGUAUUACUUGCGUAUCCUGACAUUUCUGGAAAAUCCAGAUGAUUUGCGCUUUGCCGGGACAGUUAAAAUCUUAAUUGAAGCCCUGGAAAAUACCAGGAACAUAACGUUGCACUCAAAGAACCUGACCAUAGAUGAGUCCCAGAUAACUCUUCGCCAAGUCAGCGGAGAGGGAAGAAAGGAUAACUGUGUGUCCUCCACGUCGGUGAAUCCCAGCCAAGACUAUUACAUCCUGAACACCUGUGAGGAACUUUUGGCUGGAAAUGUUUACAAACUAAGCUUGCCCUUCUCCGCCGAUUUAAGUCGACAACUGUUUGGCUAUUACCGAAGUUCUUACAAAGAUCCCGUUGCCAACGUUACGCGUUGGUUGUCUUCUACCCAAUUUGAACCUGCUUGGGCUCGAAAGGCCUUUCCCUGCUUCGAUGAGCCCAGCUAUAAGGCGUCCUUUGUGGUCACAUUGGGUUAUCACAAGAAGCUCACGGCCCUCAGCAAUAUGCCCAUAAAGGAAACCAAGCCUCAUGAAUCGCUUCCCAACUACGUAUGGAGUCAGUUUGAGGAGUCAGUGCCCAUGUCCACUUACCUGGUGGCCUAUUCCGUUAACGAUUUCGCCAACAAGCCUUCUACUCUGCCAAAUGGCGCUCUUUUCCGCACUUGGGCCAGACCCAAUGCCAUUGAUCAAUGUGAUUUUGCAGCGGAGUUUGGACCCCGAGUACUCCAAUACUAUGAACAGUUCUUCGGCAUCAAGUUUCCACUGCCCAAAAUCGAUCAGAUAGCAGUUCCCGAUUUCAGUGCCGGUGCCAUGGAAAACUGGGGUCUGGUGACCUACAGGGAGUCCACACUUCUCUUCUCGGAAGGUCACUCUUCUUUGGCGGACAAACAGGACCUCGCCAAUGUAGUGGCCCAUGAGUUGGCCCAUCAGUGGUUCGGAAAUCUGGUCACCAUGAAGUGGUGGACUGAUCUCUGGCUCAACGAGGGAUUCGCCACUUAUGUGGCUGGCUUAGGAGUACACAACAUCCAUCCCGAUUGGCACUCAAAGGACAGAGGUUCAUUGCAAUCCAUGAUGGCCUCCUUUCGUCUGGAUUCUCUAGUCAGCAGUCACCCAGUUUCGAGGCCCAUUCAAAUGGUAACCGAGAUCGAGGAAAGCUUCGAUGCAAUCUCUUACCAGAAGGGAUCUUCAGUACUGCGAAUGAUGCACUUGUUUAUGGGUGAAGAAGCCUUCCGAUCCGGUUUGAAGCAGUACCUGCAGUUGUACACCUAUAAGAAUGCAGAACAGGAUGAUCUGUGGGUGUCACUCACUCAAGCAGCUCAUCGCAAUGGAUCUUUGCCCAGAAAUUACGAAAUCAAGACGAUAAUGGACUCGUGGACUCUGCAAACCGGCUAUCCCGUGGUCAAUGUGACCCGUGACUAUACGGCAAAAUCAGCGAGGCUCAGCCAGGAACGUUAUUUGCGGAAUACCCAGAUACCUCGAGACCAACGAGUUGGCUGUUGGUGGGUGCCACUGAGUUAUACAACGGAGAAGGAAAAGGACUUCAGUAACACGGUGCCCAAGGCUUGGAUGGAGUGCAGCAGAAAUGGCGAGAGUCUACCCAAGACCAUCUAUGAUCUUCCUGGAUCCGAUCAGUGGGUAAUCUUUAACACCCAACUGUCGACACCAUAUAAAGUGAACUACGAUGCCCAGAACUGGAAGCUUUUAAUCGAGACUUUGAACAGCGAGGAUUUCGAGAGCAUUCACGUGAUCAAUAGGGCCCAACUUAUAGACGAUAUCCUUUACUUUGCCUGGACAGGGGAGCAGGACUACGAGACAGCACUGCAAGUGACAAACUAUCUGCAAAGAGAACGGGAUCUUCUACCUUGGAGAGCGGCCUUCAACAAUCUAAAGUUGUUGAAUAGGAUUCUUCGACAGACCCCGAACUUUGGGCUCUUUAAAAGCUAUAUGAAGAAGCUCUUGAGUCCAAUCUACGAGCACCUAAACGGCAUGAAUGACACAUUCAGUUCGAUCCAACAGCAGAAUGAGAUUCUGCUAAAGACGACGGUGGUCGAUUGGGCAUGUCAAUACCAGGUUUCCGAUUGUGUACCCCGGGCACAGUCCUAUUUCCGCCGCUGGAAAUCCGAGGCUAAUCCCGACGAAAAGAACCCGAUUCCGAUCAACUUUCGCAGCACUGUUUACUGCACCGCCAUAAGACAUGGAACCGAUGAGGAUUGGGACUUCCUCUGGACGCGGUACAAGAAAUCAAAUGUGGGUUCCGAGCAGCAGACCAUUUUGGCUACCCUGGGUUGCUCGAGAGAAGUUUGGAUAUUGCAGCGCUAUCUGGAGAUGGCCUUUAAUCCGAAGGGAGGCAUUCGCAAGCAGGAUUCUACGCUUGUCUUUCAAGCAGUAGCCUCCAGACAAAUCGGAAUCCUGCUGGCCAAGAAGUACUUCAUGGAAAAUGUGGAACUUAUCCAUAAGUACUAUUAUCCCCAAACGAGGACAAUGUCUCGUCUUCUGAAGCCAUUUUCUGAGCAAGUUAUCACUACAGGUGACCUGAAUGAAUUCAGGACCUUUACUAUUAGUUCUCAAAAGUACCUAAAGGGCGUUCGCCAGGCGAUUCAGCAGACGUUAGAGACAAUGCUCACCAAUGUGCAGUGGAAGGAGCGAAACUAUCAGCACUUUUCCCGCUCCAUACAGCAACACCUGAAUAAUAUACCGACAUCUUUAGAACAUCUUCAGAAGUCC
Molecule: messenger RNA, 2829 nt
Organism: Drosophila takahashii
Lineage: Eukaryota; Metazoa; Arthropoda; Insecta; Diptera; Drosophilidae
Product: aminopeptidase Ey-like
Biological process (GO): proteolysis; peptide catabolic process
Cellular component (GO): cytoplasm
Molecular function (GO): metalloaminopeptidase activity; peptide binding; zinc ion binding
Source: RefSeq, a predicted model, not a curated record